AUGGCUGCUGCCAACCCUUCGCUCUACGGAGCCCUACCGCAAGGACCUCCGCCAUUGAACAUGCGCCCGGAGCAGCAAGCUCAGGCUCAUGGUCUCCAUUCUGGAACAGACACACAGCAAAGCCCUAUUUCAAGUGAACAGUCCUUGAUGGUCGGUGCAGCGCGUGAUGUUCAAGCCGUUGGCAUAUCUGAGCUAGAGAUUGAGCCCUUCAUCUCUGACCCCAAGAGCAAGAAUGCCCAGACCUCUGAUAAUUGGUCUGGUGUUCUCACUCUCAGAGGGUCGUCGCCGCCAGCUCACAAGCCCUCUAAGGGUGUGAAUAUAGCCGCUCCGCUUCUCAUCGGCCCCCUCUCCCAAAGCAAAGUCAAUCCCUCCUCCAUGUGCCAGUGUCCAUGUCGCUCCAGCUCUCAAGGCACAUACUUUGUGCGAAGUCGCAUGGAUAUUGCACCGGGAAGAGCGAUCGAAAUGGAUUUCAAGGUGACUCCCGAAGCCCGUCCAGGCUUGGGUCAUCCCUUGCGUAGUCGCAUUCACGUCGUUAUCAAGAUGCUAAGGCUCCGUUCUUCCGUGGCGAAAUCGGCGAACGGCAAGCACAAGCAGGAGUCCCGCGCCGUUCUCACAGAGACUCGUGAAGUCCCACUGGAAUUAAUCGAAGCCGUGGAGCCCUUCGAGGAAGAAGAGAAAAAGAUCGAGCUCAUAUUCGAUCUUGAUUUGCAGUCAUCUCUCAAAAACCUCUCUCGCUGGACAAGAUUGCCCACCGGUAAUCCUUUCUCUGAUCUAUCGAUCCAGGAUCAGUAUCGAGUCUUCGUGUUCUUUAUGAGGUGCAUGCUUUUUGUCCUCUUUGUCAUUGCCUCACUAGCACGCGCGCAAGACUACGACUACAACUCGAAUCCCUGCUUGGUCAAAAGAAGACCUGGCCAACCACAAGACCACCUCUACCAGGUCGGCUAUUAUGAUUAUGAUACCCGGAACCCCCACAUGAUUUAUUGA
This is a messenger RNA of Penicillium subrubescens, 984 nucleotides long. RefSeq lists its product as uncharacterized. Lineage: Eukaryota; Fungi; Ascomycota; Eurotiomycetes; Eurotiales; Aspergillaceae. The record is from RefSeq and is a predicted model, not a curated record. The transcript has a single exon. Bases 1 to 984 code for a protein of 327 amino acids.